Mus musculus (house mouse) is the source of this 773-nucleotide messenger RNA. It is a transcript of the gene Reg3g, whose product is annotated as regenerating islet-derived 3 gamma. The transcript is spliced from 6 exons. Lineage: Eukaryota; Metazoa; Chordata; Mammalia; Rodentia; Muridae. Gene Ontology annotation, cellular component: cytoplasm; extracellular region. The coding region runs from base 33 to 557 and encodes 174 amino acids. The record is from RefSeq and is marked reviewed.
ACACCAUCCUAGGGAUCUGCAAGACAGACAAGAUGCUUCCCCGUAUAACCAUCACCAUCAUGUCCUGGAUGCUGCUCUCCUGCCUGAUGCUCCUUUCUCAGGUGCAAGGUGAAGUUGCCAAGAAAGAUGCCCCAUCUUCACGUAGCAGCUGCCCCAAGGGCUCCCGUGCCUAUGGCUCCUAUUGCUAUGCCUUGUUUAGUGUAUCUAAAAACUGGUAUGAUGCAGAUAUGGCCUGCCAAAAGAGGCCCUCAGGACAUCUUGUGUCUGUGCUCAGUGGCGCUGAAGCUUCCUUCCUGUCCUCCAUGAUCAAAAGCAGUGGUAACAGUGGCCAAUAUGUAUGGAUUGGGCUCCAUGACCCGACACUGGGCUAUGAACCCAACAGAGGUGGAUGGGAGUGGAGCAAUGCUGAUGUGAUGAAUUACAUCAACUGGGAGACGAAUCCUUCCUCUUCCUCAGGCAAUCACUGUGGUACCCUGUCAAGAGCCUCAGGAUUUCUGAAGUGGAGAGAGAAUUAUUGUAACUUAGAGUUACCCUAUGUCUGCAAAUUCAAGGCCUAGAGUACAGAAUUGACAUCAUGGGUUGAUAUAUACCUAGCCACAAGCAAGAUCCCAAAUGUGAAGACAGAUGAAAAAGGGAACAUUCUCCCCACAAUCGAAAUCUGACCUCCUGAUUUUCUCCUUCUCUGGCCCUUCCCUCCUCUCAUUUGAGGAACUCUGUGUGCACUAUGGCCUUAAUUCUCAAAGCAUAAUAUUAAAGUAUAUAACUCAUGCUCA